Messenger RNA from Anisakis simplex (herring worm), 951 nucleotides. Lineage: Eukaryota; Metazoa; Nematoda; Chromadorea; Rhabditida; Anisakidae. The record is from the annotation of a GenBank genome assembly.
AUGACGACGACAUGGGCCGAUAUUCAGCGCUUAGCUGCGGACUUGCAACGUGUCCAGUUAUCCGAAGGAGCCAAAAAAUUAUCGGAAAAGAAUUGCAUCGAAGUGGUGUCGAUGUUGAUAGCGUCAAAAGCAAUCGAUAUCGUCUUCACAAGUGACGGAAACGCUUACCUCACCAGAAAACAUCUGAUCACUGAAAUUAAAAAUGAAUGUAUUGGACGAGGUGGUCGUGUUUCAUUAUCGGAUUUGGCGCAGACACUUGUCGUUGACUAUGAGCACGUGGAAAAUUCGGUUCUUUCGAUCGUCAAGCAGUCAACUUCAUUCGUGCUCUGUAAUGCUGAACUCAUUUCGAGCAGUAAACAUUGUGUGUGUUGGUCACAAUUGCUAACAAUUAAACAUAUCACCGAUUUAAGAGAUUACAUAGAUUCGUUAUGCAAAGAGCUGAAUGAACGACUCGCAGAGACCGGAGCUUUGUCAGUUUCGCAGCUGGCCAAAAAUUGGGAUCUACCAAGUGAGAUUUUGUACACAUUGGUGCUCACUGAAAUUGGUAAUAAAAUCGAUGCGAUGCGAGAAGGUGAUACAAUUUACACACGGGCUUACGUUCAUUCACAACUGAAUUACAUCAGAGCCAUACUCAACUCCUUGACAAAGGUUACGCCAGUCUCAAAGUUAAGUGCGCAACUGAAUUUAUCACCGUCAUUGUUCUGGUCACUCUACGAUGAGCUGGCCGCUGCGAAUGAAGUACGUUUUUGUGCUGAUGUUAUACCAGGUACUGUUAUCGGCAAUCGCUCAUCAAAUUUAGCCUACUACGUGCCAAAUCUUCACUCGAUGCUAGUCAAGUCAUUUGUUUUGAAGUCGUUCGAACAAAAUCAAUCAAUUGGUGAGUUUCUGGCCAUCUUUGUUAUUACUGUUAUCAUGUUGGGCAUAUCUGUCAAAUCGCUCUGUCGGAAUUGA